AUGUUUAUAGCAUUAAUUGCAAAAAGGGUUGAAGACGCAUUUAGAGAAGGAAUUUAUGAAGAGAAUGUUAAAUUAAAUGGUUAUUCAUAUUUAGGUAAUAAAGCAUUACGUAAAAAAUGUCAACGUCAAAGUGGAAGUAUAAAUCAUCAUCCAACAAAUAUUCAAUUAGCAAAUAGAAGUUAUUUAAUUUUAACAUAUAAUGCUGAAUAUGAUAGAAUUUAUUACCCAUUAUCACUUCCAUAUUAUGGAAAAUCGGAUUCUGUUAUUUUAAUGCAACAAAUUCGAUAA
This is a messenger RNA of Rotaria sp. Silwood2, 288 nucleotides long. Lineage: Eukaryota; Metazoa; Rotifera; Eurotatoria; Philodinida; Philodinidae. The record is from the annotation of a GenBank genome assembly.